UUCAUUCCCUGGCUGAAGCCCUCCGAGGGAGGCGGUGGUGGCCACACAGGGCUACCAACAGGCUUGUGGUGGUAGUUUUGGCAGCAGCUGCGGAAGCUCGAGCCAUGGCGGAGUUGGAGCACCUGGGAGGGAAGCGAGCAGAGUCGGCGCGAGCGCGGCGGGCUGAGCAGCUGCGGCGCUGGCGGGGCUCGCUGACAGAGCAGGAGCCCGCGGAGCGACAGGGCGCGGGGCGCCAGCUGCAGACCAGACGCGGGAGCCCCAGGGUCCGCUUCGAGGACGGUGCGGUCUUUCUAGCUGCCUGCUCCAGCGGGGACACGGAUGAGGUGAAAAAGCUUCUGGCAAGAGGUGCGGACAUCAACACGGUCAACGUGGACGGCUUGACAGCCCUGCACCAGGCCUGUAUUGAUGAAAAUUUGGACAUGGUGAAGUUUCUGGUGGAGAACAGAGCCAAUGUAAACCAGCAAGACAACGAGGGCUGGACACCUCUGCAUGCAGCAGCUUCCUGUGGUUAUCUCAACAUAGCAGAGUAUUUUAUUAGCCAUGGAGCCAGUGUGGGUAUUGUGAACAGUGAAGGUGAAGUUCCUUCUGACCUUGCAGAGGAGCCAGCCAUGAAAGAUCUUCUUCUGGAACAAGUAAAGAAACAAGGAGUUGAUCUAGAGCAGUCAAGGAAGGAGGAAGAACAGCAAAUGUUGCAGGAUGCCCGCCAGUGGCUCAACAGCGGGAAAAUAGAAGAUGUGAGGCAGGCUCGCUCAGGGGCCACAGCCCUGCAUGUAGCUGCUGCCAAAGGUUACUCUGAAGUCCUCAGGCUUCUCAUUCAGGCUGGCUAUGAACUCAAUGUUCAGGAUCAUGACGGCUGGACUCCUCUUCAUGCAGCUGCACACUGGGGAGUGAAAGAGGCUUGUUCCAUCCUGGCAGAAGCACUCUGUGACAUGGAUAUCCGGAACAAACUGGGCCAGACGCCGUUUGAUGUGGCUGAUGAAGGUCUUGUGGAGCACUUGGAGAUGCUUCAGAAGAAGCAAGAUGUGCUUCGAAGUGAGAAGGAGACACGGAAUAAACUCAUCGAGUCAGACCUGAGUAGCAAGUUUCAGAGUGGACUCUUUAAAAACAAAGAGAAGAUGCUUUAUGAAGAAGAGAUCCCCAAGUCCCAAGAAACAGAGGAAGAAAACAAAGAAUCCAGCAGCUCCAGCUCAGAGGAGGAGGAAGGGGAAGAUGAAGUUUCUGAAUCAGAAACUGAGAAGGAGGCAGAUAAAAAGCCAGAAGCCACUGUCAACCAUUCCAACUCUGAAAGCAAGAGUCAGAUCGUGGAGCAGAUCCCAGCCCCAGCUCAGAACACCUUCUCUGCCUCUUCAGCUAGGAGAUUGUCCAGUCUUUUCAACAAGGCAGAAGAGCCUAAAGACGAAUCUCCUUCUUCAUGGAGACUGGGACUCAGAAAAACUGGUAGCCACAAUAUGCUGAGUGAAGUGGCCAAUUCCAGGGAGGCCCUUAGGGAUCGAGGUUCUUCCAUCCACCGUUCCUCCUCAAGCCCUCGGAUCUCUGCUUUGCUGGAUGACAAAGAUAAGGAAAGAGAAAACAAAAGCUAUUUCAGUACGCUAGUACCCCGGAGACUCAGUAGCACAAGUGACAUUGAAGAAAAGGAGAACAGAGAGUCAGCUGUUAAUCUAGUAAGGAGUGGCUCCUACACCAGGCAACUGUGGAGAGAUGAAGCAAAGGGAAAUGAAGCCCCACAGACAAUCGCUCCUUCCACUUACACGGCAACUUACUUGAAAAGUGCUUCAUUUGGUAAAAGUAGUGACCCCACAAGUCCCUACAUUUCAGCCAAUCGCAAUUCAUCUCCUGCUACCACACCCAUUACCAUUGGUUCAUCAACCUCUCGGGGCAGCCAGUGGCAACCUGCCUCUUCUUGCCCUGCACCAGUCAGUACAAACACUACUGCAUCUGUGCAGCACGUCAGGACUCCUUACAAAUCUCAGGCUGACUCAACAGCGGAGAAAACAGCAGACAGUGUCUCUUCCAGUACCCCACUGUGUGUGAUCACCAACCGCCCUGCGCCAAGCACUGCCAAUGGGGUUCCAGCUGCCACAGUGUUCUCCUCCACUGGAAUAGACUCCUCUGUGGAAGCACGGGAGAAGAGGAGGUCUUAUCUGACUCCUGUACGGGAUGAGGAGGCAGAGUCUUUACGGAAAGCACGCUCCAGACAAGCUCGGCAGACUCGAAGGUCUACUCAAGGUGUUACCCUAACAGACCUCCAAGAAGCAGAAAAGACUUUCAGCCGAUCAAGGGCAGAGAGACAAGCUCAGGAACAGCCUGGUGAGAAGCUUGAAGAUCCUGGUGGGCUUGAAGGGAGCACCAAGAAGCAGGAGCCCUCAGCAGCCCCAGCAAGGGAAGCUGGCGAGGGCCAGCAGCCUUGGGGCAGAAGUCUGGAUGAAGAGCCUAUCUAUCAUCGCCUAAGAUGUUCAACUCAGCCAGACAAACCCACAACACCAGUUUCUCCUUCUAUGUCAAGACCCUCCCUAUACACUGGUUCUCAUCUGCUGCGUACAAGUAGAGCUUCAGUCCCUGAUUCUGAGAAUUCGGAGACCACCACACACACCACAGCCGCAAAGGAAGUGGACAUGAGUGAGAAAGAAGAAGCUGAUUUGGAUGAUCAGUCCUCUAACAGGCUGUCUGUCCGAGAGAGGAGACGACCUAAAGAUCGGCGAAGAGGCACAGGCAUUAACUUCUGGACUAAGGACGAGGAUGAAACAGAUGUCUCUGAAGAGGUCAAAGAAGCAUGGCAUGAAAGACUUUCUAGGUUGGAGUCAGGAGGAACCAACCCAACCAGCAGUGAUUCUUACAGUGACCGUGCCUCAGCAAGAGCCCGUCGGGAGGCCAGGGAGGCUCGUCUAGCCAGCCUGACCAGCCGAGUAGAAGAAGACAGCAACAGAGAUUAUAAAAAACUCUACGAGAGUGCCCUGACCGAAAACCAAAAACUGAAAACAAAGCUUCAGGAGGCCCAGCUAGAGCUUGCCGAUAUAAAAGCCAAGCUUGAGAAGAUGGCCCAGCAGAAACAAGAGAAGACCUCUGACCGGUCCUCGGUGCUGGAGGUGGAGAAGCGGGAGAGGCGAGCACUGGAACGGAAAAUGUCGGAAAUGGAAGAAGAGAUGAAGGUGUUAACAGAACUGAAAUCUGACAAUCAGAGGCUGAAGGAUGAAAAUGGUGCCCUCAUCAGAGUCAUCAGCAAACUGUCCAAAUAGAGGAGGUCAGGUCUGGGAAGAGGGACAGCAUUUGCUGCCCACUCUUCGCUUCCAGCUAUAGCCUUCUGGCCAAAAGACGUGAAUGUUCCUGAAGGAGGGCACCUCCCUGUGGCCUCGUCAGUCACCUCUGCACUGUACAUUGUCUCUGCACUCUCCAUGCCCAUUCCCCCACACCUCUGUCCUAAGUUUUACGACAGUUUUAACUGAAGCAUGAUUGUGACCAUUUGAAACAAUCUGGAGAAAGCUUUGUGGGGUACACCAAGCUUAGCUGUGACCCCAACUUUCUGCUGCUUUGUCCACAUUGGUUUUGGUCCAGAUAUGUAAGGCUUUGACCCAUAGCCUUUACACUGACCCACUGUUCUUUAUAUAGGUGAGUCUUGUGGUGGCCACUCUGGGGUCCUAUCUGGGGUGCAAGAGAAAGGGCAGAAUGUGGAGCUUUCUCUGGUGGGCCUCUGGAGCUGUUGGCUUGUAGUCCACAGUGACCCUGUGCUGAGGCUGCUAUUCACCACUCAGGAACUGACUUGUUUCUACUUUCCUACCAGUAACCUAGGAACAUCGCUGACUAGUCUUAACCUGAUUUCUCCUCUCCGCAAGGCCCAGACAGCCUUGGACUCUCUUGUUCCUUUUCUUGCUGUCCUUUGGUGAUUUCUCCUCCCACCCUGAUGGCAUAAAAGCUGAAACCGAGCUCCUGACCUCAGCUGUUUGGAAACUCCUCACUCUGCUGUCUUGGUGCCAUGACCCUGCCCUGCGAAGUUAGAGGACGGCUUAAGGUUUCAGCCUGUUGUUCAUAUCUCCCACUUGUCUGCUUACAAAAUCUUUUCUGAACUCUUCAAGUUGUACAAGUAGUAUAUAUCUCUAAUCCCAGCACUCGGGAAGCUGAGGGAGAAGGACCAGGAGUUUGAGGCCAGCUACACAGCAAGACCCUCUCUCCAGACAGAGCAAGCCUGGGUGUUGAGUGCUCCAGUUUGCCUUGCUUCCUUUGGCUUUGUUCCCUUUUCACUCAGACCCUGCUCCUAAUGAGAAGUCAUUGCAAGGAGGUCUUGGGGACAGCAGGGGCGGAAGCUAGACUAGAGGGUGGAAGCAGGCCAGAGAGACGUGGAAAGAUCUGAGAACACUUGGAACACUGCGGAGAUGGUGGUAACUUGCUUUCUGGUGGUCAUAUUCAGGGAAGAGAUCCCUUCUUAGAAGCCAACAGGAGAGGUGACUGCUGGGUAGAGACUGAAGAUGAAGAAGAGUACUCAUGGACUCUUAAGAGCGGCAAGCCCCAAAGAUCAUCUGGCCCAGCGUUCUUGUGACUUCCUGCUGCCAUAACUCUGACCUGUAGUCAGCCUCUGGGAGCUAUGCAUGUCUAACUUGAAGUUUGGGCACCUCUACUAAUUUUUUAACUAAUAGAAGGUGAGGUCUGCUGCUUUCUGCCAGGAUAGCACAUUAGGUGUGGGUGGGUAGUGGUCUCUACUUACCUAGUCCCUUGAGUCCCUCUUCAGAUGCCAUGAUUUUGAUACCUGUCACAUCUUGACUACCAUCCUCUAGAGUCUAGACAAAGCAGCCGUUUAGCUUAUGCCUCAGCCUAUGUAGAGUACUCUGUAACUCCAGCACACAGUUAAACUGCUAGCUCUUGUUGAUGAUCCAGUGCAGAUGGGUACAAUGUGGAUUUUGUAGGCAUUUUGUCCUAUGGUUCACAUUAAAGGACACGUCCUUUAACGCCUCAUUGUUUGAGGGUUGCUAGUGAAGUGGACCAUUCUAACACUACCUCUGUUAGUUUCUUUCAUGAGGACGCCACUGUCCUUUUUGGUGGCUCUUGCAGACGUCGUGUGCUCUUAAACAGAUGUUGUAAUUCAGGUCCCUGGUACAGAAUGGGAGCUCUGUCUCCUCUGACACACUGACUCAGCACAUGUAAGAUCCUCUUUCCACUUCAGCCUGUUGUGUGAAGACUCGCAUGUUGGUCUGUUCUCUUGUGAAGCACUGAGCCACAGUGCUCAGCCCCUGUCUUCUGCUCUAGGAAGCAUUCUCUUCUUCCUGGGAGAUGUCACCAGGAUGCCAGCCACUGACUCUCCUAGCAUGGGUUCUGGAUUGGGAAAGAGGGAACUGUUGUCUCAUUCUUAGGAAAAGAAGAUGGGACUGUAGGAAAGCAGUCCGCACCUCCUCCAUGCAUAGGCCAGGUGAGGGUGUUCAGAGCUAUGCCUUUCGGUCUUUUGAAGCAUAGGGAAAGUGCUCGAAAACUCACACACUGGCAUUAUACCUGCUGCUGUACAUGGCCUUCGUGUUAAGAUGCCACCUCUUACCAGGAAGGUUUCCUUGUGACAAGCUUUUCAGUCUCGGUAGUACUAGCCUCUGUGGCCAAGAACCCUUCAGAGCACACAUGGUCCCAGGCCAUUCCUGGCAACUCCUUUCAGGCCACUAAUUUUAUUAGAAGCAUUGUGAAUUUAGUCUCUUCCAGAGAAGAAAACUCCAUUUCUUCAAAAUCAUACUGACUGAAAGACCCAUGAAAGACAUGGCCUCCUGAGGCUAGCUCUUCUGUGUGUGCAGUCUCCUUUUCCUGUGUAACUCGGCCAGUUACACACCGUGGGUCUCCCCAGUGGCCACCAGCCUCACCUGCUGGCUUCUCGUGAGUAAUCCCAUGACCAGAGCUUACUGUUCCACUGCAAGCAAGCAAGCAUGCAGGAAGGACUCAGCCUUGUCACACCAGUCUUCGUGGGAAAUUAAGAUAGGGACAAGAGCGUUCUCAUUCAUUUGACACCUUUCAAUACCCAAGCCACCUCUGAGGGUAAUGACUGGUCAGUCCAGAGAAUCUCUGGCUGGAGUUUGCCUGCUUGACUUUCAAGGGGUUCCAAGCCUUUCCAGACAGUUCCUGAAAGUGCUGACCCCAGCUCCAUCCCAGUCUCUAGGGGAAGAGCUAUGCACAUUCAAGGGUGUUGCCUCUAAAGAAUCUGAAGAACAGCCCUAUCUUGGAGCCGUGCCUCCUUGUGAGUGUCCAGCACUGGGACAUGUUCUCACUCUGCUUUCUCUGCCUCAGCCCCUGAGGUGCAAGGAUUGUUCAGUGGGGUUGCUGGCAGCUUCCACUCAGGAAGUACAGGAGCAGUCUGCAGGCCUCAGAAGAGUAUAGGAACCAGAGUGAAGGGCCUCUCCAAGCCAUGUCCCUGGGGGCUCUGCUCUCUGGUCCUUUUGCAGCAGAGGGACAGCUCCAACCAUUGCUUACAUGCCUUUUCAGUGGUGGGCCCUGUCCAGAUCCAUGCCCAAGUCUAGCUGCCGCUCAGCUGCCACUCUAUUCUGAAGAUAGGUGCAAACCCUCCAACAGUCCAGGUCCCCAUGACUCAGGAGUGAGGCAGCUUUGCGGGCAGGGUACUUUCAAGUCCUCUUGGCUUAAAAUUCUGUCAUGUAUUCAAAGAUGAGGACUUUUUUUACACUUAGAUUUCUGCUUCAAAAAUGGCUUAACUUUGAAUUUUCAAGAUCAGUCUUGCUUUCUUCCCAAAUUCAAGCUGUUUAAGAUUGGCCUGUCAAGGUCGACCUCCCCUCUGUGCUGGAAAGUGAAUUUAACAUUGAAAGCAAUUGAACAGUGUGCUGUGAUUGCCUUCCUUCCUGGUGGUUAGGUAAAAAUAUUGCCAACCUGCAGAGGUGGAGAUUGGAGCUCCUGGAACGGACAGAGCAGUGUUUCAGGCCUCCGAGGACGCGAUGUACAUCAUAGCAAACCAGCUGCUGCUGGUAGGUUUGCUCAGCCACCUCUCCCAGAUGUGACCAGCGCUGCUUCCCAGUACCCAAGCAGCAGACUUUAUGCUUGGCACCAACUAGUUUCUAGUCUUGAGCUCUACCUUGAGCAGCAGGAGAGCGUUCCUCCGGCUGCUGUUCAGGCUCUUUCACAGGAGACACCAGGGCCACAUAGCACAGAAUGGUGCCCAGCUCUAGCCAGACACCUAUGCUUGGGGCUUGGAUGUGAGGAAAGGGGCAGACCCUGAAACUGGGUGCCUGCUAUAGUGGGCAAAAGGCAGGAGAAGGUCUGAAUGUGGAAUGGGGAGAGGUCGGAGCCUGCGAGAAAGGGAGCCAGGCUUUUGCACCUGGAAGUGUGUUCUGUCUCAUUGAGUUCGUCCCUCAGCUCCAGCUGAGCGAGAUUUUAAUCAGCUCCUCUAAUGGGUAUUGACACUGCUCGGAGCAGUCGACUCUGUUAGGGACAACUAUUGAUUGCUUGUGUUCUGAUUAGAUUGGAAAAAUAGAUCAACUUCAUUAUAGCCCAGAAGCUGUCAUUGUCACAGCUACAAAGAAAUGAAGUGGUCUCUGAGGGCUGAGGAAAGUCAGUUGGACUCCUGACAAGCCAGAGAGUAGCUGAAAAUUGCAUCCAUGUCUCCUUGAGAACUGUGGUUAAGGGUCACAAAUCUCCUGGGGUGCCUGGACACCCACUAUGGCUAUAUGGGAGAGGAGGGAAUACCUAAGCCAUGGCACUGAAGCACAUCCUGGCCUUACCUCAGCAGACUUGACAAUGUGAGGGUCUCUUCAAGCCUGGGAGUACACCACAGCCCACACCCCCACACACACCCUCACACACCAGGCUGAAGCUUUCAAAGAGGUCUGGCAUUUCUUGAUGAGAAUGGGAACAGAUAGUUUACCCAGUGCGCUCUGUCUCAGUGCACUCGGGCUCUUGCUCCUCACACCCCCUCCCAGUUUCCAAAAGCUCUUCUCCCGCUCCUCAGCUUAUCUUCCAAACUAGGAAUCUACCAGAACGACAUUUUGUUAUUUUGCCUCUAGAUUUUCCCCUAAUGUUUCCAAUAAAAUUUUGCUUGGGUGGCCCCUUAAGGUGUCACCAAGAUGCUAACCUAGGGCCCUCCAAAAUAAGCACACCCUCCCCAUCCCUUCCCUCUCAGCUCUCUCCACGGGCGCGCCUUAGGCCUUGCUUUUCUACACUUGGACUUGAUGGUGCUCAAGGGAAGAGGUUUUCCAUUAAUCAGCCAAGAGUCCUGGAAGAUGUUCAAAUGCCAACAGCAUUUCAUUCCACCCACUACCCAUGGCUAGCCCCUUCCACUUUCAGAACUCCCUGGCUGUGCUAGUGGCCCUCACAGACCAGACUUGGCUUAUAGGUCUACACGACUCCUCUGUAUCAGCGUCGUGUCUGCUCAUUCUGUCAUCCCUGAAAGAUGUGACUGGUGCCAGCUUACGGCAGAAGUGUUUCCCCUGCACAGGCUGGAUGAGUUUGUCUGCAUAGUGACAGCCACUCAGCCAGGCAGGUGAGAAGAUCCACAGGAGGCCUGACCAGGAGAAGUCAGAAGAGCCUCUGACAUGCUCUUGAACCCAGUGCUAAGGAUCAGAGCUUGGCUCCUGAACAAGGGACACUCGGGCUGGUACCAGCUUGAUUCUCUCCAGAGUGCAUGUGUCUGUGCUGUUCUCAUCCUACUCUCCUGAGACCUCGAGCAGAUUCCAGCUUAUCCUAGGAUGGGGGACUAUGUGAAAGCAAUUGUAGGUAAAGGUACCAGAAGCCCAGUACAUGGGAGAGGAUUCCUAGAGGAUGCACCAUCCAACACCCCCACCUGUCCACUCAACAUCCCUUGAGCCCUAGGAAGCUCAGCCCUCCUUCUGGCUGGUCCCUUCAAGCAAAGCCAUGAUUUUCCUGAAGAGGGGAGCAUUGUGCCACGCCCUUUCCCUCUGCAGGGUUGGUGGUUCAGACCCCAGCAUUGGCUUGACAGUUUUCUUCCUGGCAUGUGUCCUCCGCUCCAAUCUUGGUCACCACUUCAGCGCUAGCAUUUUGUAUUUCCUCUCUCCACCCUUCACCCACGCUUAAUGCACCGAAUGGAACUGUUUGCCAGCUGAGUUGUGUGGAUUAACUUGAGUCAACUGUAAAUACACCUGGAGGUUCCUGAGGGCGGAGCCAGACUGACUUUCCAAACUGAAUGUAUUUUUAUGCAAUUUUGAGUGGCCUUUUUAACCCUGAGAUGAAUGGAUUUGUUUUACUGGGUGUUGUUAUAUAGUAUUAAGUAUUCUGUGUUUGAAAGUUUGAGAAUAAUAUUCACAUCUAUAUGAUGCCUGUAAACACAACAGUAUUUAUAAAUGAGUAAAUAAAACUGUGUUUUAACUUGG
This is a messenger RNA of Grammomys surdaster, 9290 nucleotides long. It is a transcript of the gene Ppp1r12b, whose product is annotated as protein phosphatase 1 regulatory subunit 12B. Gene Ontology annotation, biological process: signal transduction. Bases 105 to 3233 code for a protein of 1042 amino acids. The record is from RefSeq and is a predicted model, not a curated record. Gene Ontology annotation, molecular function: phosphatase regulator activity; enzyme inhibitor activity; protein kinase binding. The transcript is spliced from 25 exons. Lineage: Eukaryota; Metazoa; Chordata; Mammalia; Rodentia; Muridae. Gene Ontology annotation, cellular component: cytoplasm; Z disc; A band.